GCAAGCCAAAAUCUUCAUAUUCUCUCAAUCUCCUCCGGCUUCAGAGGAGCAUCGGAAACCCUAAUGGCUCUCAAGGCCGUUCCGAUCAUCGAGAUCCCCACCAUCGACCAAGUCCCGGAGCUUCAUUCCCUCUCUGUUUCCUCCCUUUGCACAGCCAAACCGGCGAGAUUCGCCGUAAUCGGUCACCGCGGCAAUGGGAUGAACUCCAUCUCAUCGGCGAUCGUGAGGGAGAAUUCGAUCCUAUCCUUCAACUCCGCCGCCCGUUUCCCGAUCCCCUACAUCGAAUUCGAUGUUCAGGUAACCCGCGACGGCGUUCCCAUUAUUUUUCACGACGAUUUUAUUCUUUCCGGCAAUGUUGACGCCGUGUUCGAGCACCGCGUCACGGAUCUCUCCCUUGAGGAGUUCCUCUCGUACGGCUCCCAGAGGAAGCCGGAGCAGAUCCGGUCCGGGAAGCCUCUCCUCCGUCGCUCCGCCGAUGGGAUGGUCUUCGAUUGGGUGGUCGAGGCUGAUGAUCCGCUCUGCACGCUGGAGGAAGCGUUCCGUCAGGUCGAUCCCCGGUUGGGCUUCAAUAUUGAGCUCAAAUUUGAUGACAAUCUCCACUACCCCGAAGAGGAUCUAAUCAAUACACUCCAGAUUGUUCUUCGAUCGGUAUCCGUGAACGCCGGGGCGAGGCCGGUGAUCUUCUCGUCGUUUCAGCCGGAUGCCGCGCGUUUGAUUCGGCGGUUGGAGCGAAAUUACCCCGUCUUCUUCCUCACCGAUGGGGGGCUGAAGAUCCACGGAGAUGAAAGGAGGAAUUCGUUGGAGGCGGCGGUGAAGCUCUGUGUUGAGAACGGGUUGGAAGGGAUUGUGUCGGAGGUGAGGGCGGUGUUGAGGAAUCCGGCGGAAGUGGCGGGGAUCAAGGAAGCGAAUCUCCGGCUGCUGACGUAUGGAGGAUUGAACAACACGGCGGAGGUGGUUUAUAUGCAGCAGAUGAUGGGGAUUGAUGGGGUGAUUGUUGACAGGGUGAAGGAGGUGAGCGAGGCGGUUUUGAGGUUUUCAGGCGAGGAGGGUGGAGAGGGGAGGCCGAAUUUCUCGGAGGCGCAGCUCUCGUGCAUCCGGAAGCUCGUUGCUGAAUUAGUGCGGCAGUAAUUAGUAAAAAAAAAUGUGGGGGAAAUGGGAAAUUGGUUGUUUUUAUUUUAUUUUAUUUUAUUUUUUUGGGAUCUCAGCAAAUGUAGGGAUGGAUUGUUGUGUGCAAAUGAAAUAAAGA
Molecule: messenger RNA, 1246 nt
Organism: Phalaenopsis equestris
Lineage: Eukaryota; Viridiplantae; Streptophyta; Magnoliopsida; Asparagales; Orchidaceae
Product: glycerophosphodiester phosphodiesterase GDPD1, chloroplastic-like
Exons: 1
Coding region: 64-1128 (354 amino acids)
Biological process (GO): glycerophospholipid catabolic process
Molecular function (GO): phosphoric diester hydrolase activity
Source: RefSeq, a predicted model, not a curated record